AUGAUAGCAAUGAGGCAGUCUCCGAACAUCAUCGUAACAGGUACCCCCGGUGUGGGCAAGACUACUCACUGUGAUGGCCUGGCGGAUAAAUUGGGGCUGCGGCAUAUCUCUGUGAACCAAGUUGUGAAAGACAAGGGUUGCCAUGAGGGUUGGGACGAAGACUUCCAGAGCUGGAUUGUCGACGAAGAUAAGCUACUAGACGCCAUCGAGGAUGAGGUGAAGCAGGGUGGCUGUUUGAUAGACUGGCAUGCCUGCGAUCUGUUUCCGAGGAGUUGGAUCGACUUGGUUGUAGUGCUUCGGGUAGAUUCUACCACCCUCUACGAUCGGCUGAAGGCAAGGAAUUAUGCGGAGGCCAAGCUUCAGGAAAAUCUGGAUUCGGAGAUCAUGGAAGUCCUCUUGCAGGAGGCGAGGGAUUCUUAUGAUGAUGAGAUCGUCAUCGAACUCACCAGUAACACGUCCGAUGAGAUGGAGACGAACGUGGACCGAAUUGAAGAAUGGGUGAAGCAAUGGAAGGCUGAUAAUAAUUGA
Molecule: messenger RNA, 528 nt
Organism: Akanthomyces muscarius
Lineage: Eukaryota; Fungi; Ascomycota; Sordariomycetes; Hypocreales; Cordycipitaceae
Exons: 3
Coding region: 1-528 (175 amino acids)
Cellular component (GO): nucleus; cytoplasm
Molecular function (GO): AMP kinase activity; ATP binding; ATP hydrolysis activity
Source: RefSeq, a predicted model, not a curated record